CUGUGGAGGGAAGACUCCCAGAAGAGAAAGGUUUUCUUCUUUUCUACAGGAGAUGAAAAAUAACUCUUCCUGAAAACUUGAAGCUGUCUCCCUCUGUUUCCUUUCUCAAAGAAUCAAUGCCAACGAUGGAAAGACCUCAAUUCUGCUCUGUUUUCCUCAUUCUGAUACUAUUGGCUUUGAUGUGCCUUGACUUGACCAGCAGGGCAUGGACUGCCCCUGAUUGCAUCAUAGCAGACAGCUUGCUAUUUCCUAACCUUUCCCACUAUAUCCAAUUCUGUACAUUGGCCCCAGGGCUGCACCUUUUGGCAUCUUGCACGAAUGUUGAAGACAUGGCUCAAACACUGGAAAGAGUGCCCAGAGAUACAGAGGUGCUUUGCCUCCAGGGCAUGGUUUCUACUCUGCCAGCUAAUGCCUUUGAUAGCUUCCACUCCCUACAGCUUCUGAGGCUGCAGUUGGGUAUAAUCAAUAUUACUUCUAGGACUUUUCAAGGACUGGACCAGCUACAGUACCUUUAUUUUGAGCAUCAUGCACCCUGUUGCCUAAGUCUAUUCCUCCCUGCAAAUUGUUUAGAGACUCUCAGAUCCCUCAGUAGUCUUUCCUUUCAAGGCUACUGCCUAAAUUAUAGCCAGAGCAUCUCCUUGCCAACUAAUCUUAGGCAUCUAACUCUAAGGAACAGUUGUCUGACAACGUUGCAGGAACUGCAAAGGCUCUUCCCGAGUCUUUUGCUUGGUUCCUCUCCUACACCCAGUACCAAACUAGGGGCGCCCUUCCUAGAAGUGCUGGAUUUAUCUUACAACCUUCAGUUGGAGCAGGCAGGUGUCAGAGCCUUGUAUGGCCUCAAACUCCAUUCCCUAAUAUUGGAUGGUACCACACUAAGAACAUUUGACCCGUCAGGCUCGGGACUGCUCCGCUUGGACUUCCUCUCCCUUGUGGGUACAGGUAUAGAAAAAUUGCCUGGGAGUGUCAAAGGCUACUCUGAGCUUCGUGCACUUGACCUUGGGAAGAACCAAGUACAAAACAUCUUGGAGAAUGGAGAUAUCCCAAGUUAUAAAGCUCUGGAACUCCUUAGCCUUCACGAUAACUAUCUUCAAUCACUUCCCAUCAGAUUCCUAAGUACUCUGCCCCAACUUCAAAGGCUCAACCUGUCUAUGAAUAAGCUGGGCCCAACCUUGGAGCUUCCAAAAGGAGUGUUUAGUGCAAAUUUAAGAGUACUAGAUCUGUCCCACAAUCAGCUAUGUGAUGUACCCCAUGGGGCCUUUCUUCCACAACUCCAGGAGCUCUGGCUGAGUGGCAAUAACAUCUCUAGUUUAUCCAAUGAGAGCCUACAAGGUCUGAGGUGGCUGAGGACUCUGGACUUGAGUUGGAACCAAAUUAAAGUACUCCAACCAGGCUGGCUCUCUCAUCUUCCUGCUCUGACCACCUUGAACCUUCUGGGCACCUACUUAGAGCAUAUCUCAGGCAAACAACUUCAGGGUCCCCAGAUGCUGAGACAUCUAAAACUGGGAUCUGUCACAACACUGGACAUCUAUUCUCCCUGGUUUCCAAUGCUGCGCAGUUUAGAAAUCCAAGCAGAAGCAUAUGUUCAGUUUAUGGCUCUCAGUGGAGAGCCUUUCUUACUCUUGGAGAAUCUUACUUUACAGACUGCCAAUGUGUUGCGGCAACCAGAUACAACUACAAUCCACUUUCCCUCCUUGCGUCACCUUACCUUGCGUGGCUACAGCCUCCUGCUCUCAACCAGUCAACUUCGGAGAUUCUUCCCACAACAGCUUCCGCUCCUGGAGCACUUCUCUAUGUGGUGUGAAAAUGACAACGCCGUAGACCUCCAUCUAUUUGGGAUGCCCAGGCUGCGUGUACUAGAGCUAGGGUACCUUAAUUUUUUCUAUGAGUCGAGUACUGCGAAGCUAGAGAUGCUACUGAAGGAAGUGCCUGGGUUACAGGUACUGGCACUGAGCCACCUGAAUCUCAGAGACCUCUCUGUGGCCAGCUUUGAAGGCCUGCGCCACCUCAAACUGCUGCUGCUUCACUCCGAGUUGGCCCUGCAGAUGGACAGCCACCUCCAAGAGUUGAUUCCUCAGAUGCCUCCAUAUGUUUAUUUCUCAGAUGUCACCUUCACCUGCCAGUGUGAAAGUUCCUGGGUGGAGUCUUGGGCUACACGGGCCCCAAACACUUUCGUUUAUGGAUUGGAGAAAUCCAUCUGCAAGGCCAAUGCUUCUGACUACUCCAACACUCUACUGUUCUCCUUCCUUGCUACUCAUUGCCCACGUGACGCUGAGUUUGGGGGCUUUCUUGUCAGCUUCACUCUGGUGCUUCUGCUGAUCCACCUUCCUCUGAUUAGUUGUCAUAAAUGGUCCUGGCUUCAUUACCUGCGGACACUGCUGCAUGCUUGUUGGUGGAAAUUGGGUGGACACAGACGCAGACGCCAAUUCAACUAUGAUGUCUUUAUAUCCUACUGUGAGAAGGACCAAGCCUGGGUGCUGGAAGAACUGGUUCCUGCUUUGGAGAAACCCCCUCCUGAAGGUGAGGGUUUGAGGUUGUGCCUGCCCGCCAGGGACUUUGGGAUUGGGAAUGACAGGAUGGAAUCCAUGAUUGCCAGCAUGAGCAAAAGCAGAUCCACCCUCUGUGUGCUCACGAGGCAGGCCUUAGCAAGCCCCUGGUGCAAUCUAGAGUUAAGACUGGCCACUUACCACUUGGUGGCCAGGCCAGGGACAGCUCGCCUCCUCCUGCUAUUUCUGGAGCCCCUCGAUAGACAGAAGCUCCAUAGCUACCACCGCCUCUCCCGAUGGCUCCAAAAAGAGGACUAUUUUGAUUUGUCCCAAGGGAAUGUGGAGUGGGACACUUUCGGUGAGCAACUAAAGAAACGGCUGGGGAAAGCUGGACAAGAAAGAGAAGAUUAAGGGCUGUGAGGAAUGUUGCUAUACAGAAGACCCUUCCAGCUGCAUAAUGAAUGCUCUCUCAUUACUGAAGGAUGUGUUUGCUCAUUAAUUAAUGGGGUGAAAGGAUAUGUUUUCAAUGAUAUAUUAAAUCCCAGUGAGGAAAAUGUCUUUUAAAACACUGGAAAAUAGUCAUUCAGAAAACAGUUCUGUUUUGUGCCGAUUAAUUCCAAUGCCAGAUACUGCUCAACACACACCACACAUAUACCCAGUGGUUUGUGCAUUUUUUUCAAAAUGAAUCCAUCCUGUCACUACUAAAUGCAAAAUAUUCAGGUUUUUUUUGGUGAAAAGCUGUGCAAUUCUAGCAGAAUAGUUAGGGAAUCAAUGAGUCACUUUUAAGUUGAAAUGGCACUUUCAGUUCAUCAAAUGUUCAAUGGUCAGUUCCUCUAAAUCAAGUUUCUCAUACUCAUAGAAUUCAUUAGUGAGAUCUGUUGUUCUUAAACCUCUAUUAUUCAUGGGGAAAUGAAAUCUGAAGAGACUAAGUAAGUGACUUACAUCCCUGGCUCAGCUCACGCAUCACUCAUCUGGGCCGGCACACCUAUUCUUCUGUUCUCCAUUUAUAUUGCACUUUAGCUUCUAACAAAUGGCAAACCGUGGGGCACACUCAAUUUAUCACAGAUUAAAAAAAAAUUGAUUAAAGUUAUAAAUUCCAAAAAGACAUACAGCAGCAAAAAUGGAAUGUCAUAGGCCAACUAAAGCCCAUGCUUCAGGCAUGAAUGUGACAAGAUGUUACUACACAGAUAAAAGUGUUGUGCUUCAGAGGUGUUUAGUAUGAUGGCAAAAGACUUAACACAUUAGCACAAUAUUAAAUGACACUGUUGACAAAUGGCACAUAAGUCCAGAUUUGAAAGCUGGCUGUGUGCAUGUACAAAGUGGAUAAAAAUGAAAUGUGAAGAAAGAGAAGACUAGACAUGCAAACCAUAAAGGGACCCUGAAUAGUACUGACGUUAUUACACUUCCUUACACUUCUCUGCUAGGUCUUAAUAAGCGUGUAUCAUUUUAUGGUAACAAUAAAGUAUCUUUCAAAAAUAAUAAAACA
Molecule: messenger RNA, 3969 nt
Organism: Onychomys torridus (southern grasshopper mouse)
Lineage: Eukaryota; Metazoa; Chordata; Mammalia; Rodentia; Cricetidae
Product: toll-like receptor 11
Exons: 2
Coding region: 117-2894 (925 amino acids)
Biological process (GO): inflammatory response; immune response; toll-like receptor signaling pathway
Cellular component (GO): membrane
Molecular function (GO): transmembrane signaling receptor activity; protein binding
Source: RefSeq, a predicted model, not a curated record